Molecule: messenger RNA, 1331 nt
Organism: Ctenopharyngodon idella (grass carp)
Lineage: Eukaryota; Metazoa; Chordata; Actinopteri; Cypriniformes; Xenocyprididae
Product: prostaglandin D2 receptor 2-like
Exons: 2
Coding region: 100-990 (296 amino acids)
Biological process (GO): inflammatory response; phospholipase C-activating G protein-coupled receptor signaling pathway; complement receptor mediated signaling pathway
Cellular component (GO): plasma membrane
Molecular function (GO): complement receptor activity; G protein-coupled receptor activity
Source: RefSeq, a predicted model, not a curated record
UCAAGACUCGGCUUGUCCCAGUGCAUCAACAGCUCAAAAAUUGAAGCCACAAGUUUUGGACCUGGAAACGUGACCCAAGGCACACCAAAAGAUACUACUAUGCAGCCUAUGGGCUUAAACUUUCAGAUCUUUUUAAUAUGCAUUUUCACUGCCACCUUCAUAGUUGGUUUAAUUGGAAAUGGGCUUGUCAUAUUUCUGACCGGCUGCAGAAUGAAGACGACAGUCAAUUCUAUUUGGUUUCUCAACUUGGCGAUUGCAGACUUCAUCUUCAUAUUAUCUUCAAUAAUAUUACCUUUUAUUGGCUACUUUUCAUCCUUAAUGUACGUUUUCUUCAUGAUGAUAUCACUAAACCUGUUUGCUAGCAUUUUUUUUCUUGUAGUCAUCAGUCUGGACCGAUGUCUGUGCACAUGGAUGGUUGUUUGGUCUCAAAAUAACCGAACUGUACUUAGAGCCAGGAUCAUCUGCAUGAUUGUGUGGGUUUCAUCCAUAAGCUGGAGCAUCCCUUUCUUCAUGAAUGCGUUUCCUCGUACAUUUCUGGUCACAUAUAUAUUUUUAUUGGGUUUUCUCAUCCCCUUCCUGAUCAUUGCAUCUUCACACAUUGCUGUUGGAGUGCGAAUCAAACGCCUCAAAAUGGGGAAGCAGCACAGGUCAUACCGGGUCAUUAUCGCUAUCAUCCUGACUUUUUUCAUAUGUUGCUUUCCAUACCAUGUUUGCAGUUUUUGUGCAAUAAAAAUGGAUAACUGGUGUGCCAAUGAUGAAGAAGUAUUUUGCACAGUAUGUGUGUUCAGUCACUAUCUGGUUUUUCUAAACAGCUGUCUGAACCCCAUUCUCUAUGUGUUCAUGUGUGAUGAGUAUAAGAAGAAGCUGAAACAGUCUCUGCUGCUGGUGCUGGAGAUGGUGUUUGCUGAAGAUCAUCUGAUCUUUAGAGAAAAGCAGGUACAAAAGGAUGAGCAGAACAAGGAAAACACCUUGGAAUUGUUAGAUAUGUAGAAAAACAGUCUCUAAAUGAUUGUGACUACCUUAACUAUAUGAAUCUCACCAUUAUAUCAACCACUGUAGUCCUUAUCAGUGCUUUUAAAAAACAACAAUUUGGAUGGGAUUAUAUUAUGUUUUAAUUCUGUGCCUCAGUUUUCUCUUGUUUCUCUGUUUUUGUUAGCCUUUAUAGGUUACAAAGUGUUUGAUUAAGUGGUCACAUGGUGUUUCAUGAUUCUUUGGUUUGUUCCGUAUAUUUAAGCUCUGUGUUUCUUUGAGUUCAUUGUCAGUUCUGCUUCACUUUGUUCAAGUUUGUUAUUCUGUUUCUUUUGUUAAUAAAAUAUAGACUGCUGCAUUUA